Messenger RNA from Penicillium odoratum, 12684 nucleotides. RefSeq lists its product as uncharacterized. The coding region runs from base 1 to 12684 and encodes 4227 amino acids. Lineage: Eukaryota; Fungi; Ascomycota; Eurotiomycetes; Eurotiales; Aspergillaceae. The record is from RefSeq and is a predicted model, not a curated record. The transcript has 3 exons.
AUGACGACAACGACAAGGGAACACCCUGAAACGCGUGACCAACACGGUGCGGCGCCUCCAUUUCCGAACAUCACGAAAUGGCUGGGCCUAGAGGAUACGGCAGAGGGUGCAGCUAUUGCAGCUGCUGGCUUAGCACUGGGGGAAGAUCUCUUCCGGCAGCGCCCUCGAAGUCGUUCAACUUCGCCUCGUGCCGCAGAGAGAGACCAUGAUCUCACCCCGAAAUCCCAGAGUAGACCAUCUUCGCCAGAGAUGGCCCGAAAUCAAGGUCAGUCACGACGAAUGUCUCUCAACCGGUCGACAGAGUCGCCAACUGCAGUACCUUUGCACUUCCGUCGACCCCCGAUGUCACCUGGUCUGACAAGAUCAGUACCAGCCGAAGACACAACUCCACCGGGAUCUACAGGCUCCCCGACUCAAUCUCGCCAUCGCCGUCCCAAGUCUGUCGAAAUGUCGGGUGAAAUGCGGCCCCUAUUCCUAGUAGAACGCCACGGCUCAGCUAAGGUGGAGUCAGAGGUUGGUGAAAAGCUACCCUCGCUCCCAUCUAGUAAGGCUUCUUCACGAGCUGCCUCUGUGGAGAACUUGAGAGCCCUUAAUGACGAAGAUGCUGUCAUGACAUGGGAGCCAAUUCAAUCUACUCCUUUGAUAGACCGCAGGCCGAGUCUGAAGAUUUCUACGGAGCGAGCCAACGAGGCCGAAACAGAGCAUGAUCUUCUUGAUUCGCAACAAGCAACCCCAACAGCGCAGAACUUCAGGGAACCUUCAGAGUCAGCAAAGAAGGAGAGGCAAAAGCCCGAGUUCUAUUCGCCAUCAGAUCUUCUGCGAGAUCCUACUGCUUAUCCGGACCCCUCAUCAAUCACCGAGGCUCUUCCUUCGCCUGAAGGAUCGGUGAUUGCUGUCAAAGACCUGCCCGAAAAUGCUAGCGCCGAUGAUGAGCAUGCGCGUGAGCUUGAUAUUGCGCAAGAGGAACCUCCGGCCACAGAGGAAAUUUCUUCAGCAGCAAAGCCCAUGUCUGAAACUACUGGUCUUGGAUUUGCUGGUAUUGUUGACGCUGCUGUCAUUGCUGCUGGAAAGGACGACACUAAGCCUUCAGAAUCCACUGAAAAAGAGAUUUCCGAGCCAACAACCCAGUCAAGCGAUCCAUCAAGCAUUGGAAAUACUGAAAAUGAAGUUGCUGAAAAGGCUCUGCCCGAGACAAGCUUUGAAUCAUCCGUUGAAUCCGAAACGAAACUCCAGGGAUUUUCUGAUGUCGUUGAUGCUGCUGUUGCUGCUCAGGCGUCCCACAAUGAAACGCCUGUCGAUAAAGAGCUGGGUGAGAUUAGUACGGUCAUUGAAGAACAGCCAUCCGUGCCACUUGAACCCGUGUCAUCGGUUGAAGUUGAAGCAAGCAAGGAGCUGGUUCCUGAAUUUCCUGAACAGCCCAUUGAACCUGUUUCAUCUCAGCCACAGGAGCAGUCUCAACUGCAGGAGGAGCCGGUCGUCGACGAGGCAAAUUUGUCAAAGUCUCAAAAGAAGAAGAAAAAGAAGGGAAAGAAGAAGCAAGCUGAUGAGAGCACUGAAUUACCUUCUGAGUCUGCGACGACCACCGAAGACCAUAUUCCCGCUGUUGAUGCCACGGAAGGUGAAUCUCGCUCCAUUGAGCUCGAAUCAACUCCUGUUGACAACGAAGUCCUUCCCGAACCCCAGUCUAAGCUUGCACCAGUGGAAGCUUCCAGAGAGGUAGAGGUCGGAGUCGACAAUUCGUCUGCUGCUCCUGCUGAGUCUCCCGAAGGCUUGGAACGAUGUGUUGAUGAACAGCCUCUGCCCACCGCCGAGCCAGAUCUAAGUGCCUCUGCACCAGUUGAGGCCGAGUUUGUCGAGGCCGCAACUGCUCCUGAGCCCGAGGCGCAGUCCGAGCGGGAGACUGUGACUGAAGCUGUGAAUGAAGAUCAUGCCGAAAUAUCCGCUGGGAUGUCGAAGAAGAAAAAGAAGAACAAAAAGAAUAAGAACAAAAGCAUUUCUUCUACAACCCCAGAAGAGGAAACAUCUCGCGAUGUGGUUGAAGACCAGGAACCCAUUGCUCAAACCGUGGACGCUGUUGAGGCUGGCGAGACUCCAGCUACGGAAGAACCCACAGAGAAAGACAUUCCCCAGGAAUCCGGCUUCACUGAUGCUCCCAUGCAGCCCGAGCAAGAGUCUUCCGACCAAGACAUGUGGGAGAUGGUGGAGCGCGGGGGUACUACCGAUGAACAGCAGGGCGAGGAAAUGAGCAAGUCAAUCGGCUCAUUCACAGCCCUUGAAGCGCCUACACCCGAGUCGCAUGAUAUGGAAUUCUCUCAGCCUGCUCCAGGGGGAGAGGUCACCGAGCAAGCAGAGGAAAUUACGGCAGAAACCACUCCUGAUGAUCGGGCCACCCUAGAAGAGGCACCUGAGACAGAUUCAGAAGCAUUCCACGAAGCAGUUGAGGAGCAAUCUACUCCGACUGAGGAGAAGAAGGAGGUUGAGACUGAGCCGGCCGAGGCCGUGCCAGAGAUUGUUGACACCACUCUUUCCGAACCACAGGAAACUGCGCCAGAAGAGGUUCUAGAGACUCAGUCAAAGAAGAAAAAGAACAAGAAGAAGAACCGCAAGUCUGCGGCCUUUGAAGAGGCAGAAACUCCGUCUGAGCCUCAGAUAGCUCCAGAGCCUGAACAAGUAACUAAAAAGAUUGAGCCUGAGGCUUCUGCACCUACUGAUGUCCCGGAAUCUGGAGAUUUUCAGUCAUCAGAGCCACAGGAGGCUGCUGUGGAUGUGCCGCUCUUGGUCUCUGAGGAGGCCACUACAGACGUGCCACCUGCUUCCGAGCAAGAAGUAUCACCUCGGGAGCCUGAAGCUACCCCGUCUGAUCUGAUCAAUGCCGAGCCUACACCUUCCGCAGAGCCGGUCAAAGAGGCCGAUGAAACACAAAACCAACCCGCUGCCGAUGCUGAAGCAGAAUCUGAAGCCCCUUUGACGCCAGCUCAAAAGAAGGCAGCCAAUAAGGCCGCUAAGAAGAAGGCAAAGCAGCAGAGCAUAUCCUCUUUCCCGGACGAGGAGACCCCGGCCGAAGCUUCACCUGCUGAUAAUCAGCGAGCCGAGCCUCAGGCCGAUGAGCUUGUCGAGCCUCAAGUGACAGAAGUUCCCGAGCCUACCCCUGAGACCGAUACUGCCAUUCGUGACGAAGCAAAGGAUGCACCCGUACCUGAGACCAUUCCGGCGGAGGUAGAGGAGACAAGGGAUUUAGAAGUUAAGCCUGAGUCUCUUCAGAAGCCUGAGCCUGAGCCUACUCUGGAAAUUGUCACAGAGACUGCUACCCCUGAUAUCAUUCCGACAGAUGCAGAACAAAUCAAGGAUCUGGAACCAGCAGUCGAGCCCUCUCAUGACGCUGUUGAAGAAACGCCUGUUGAAAGUGUUCCGGCAGAGACACCGUUCCAGCCUGCUGGAGCGGAGUCCAUCCAAGACGUAUCUGAAGUACCGCAAGACAAGCCUGAAGUUGAGCAGCUGUCCAUGGAGCCUCCGCCUGGCUUGUCAAAGACUCAGAAGCGGAAGUGGAAGGAGAAUCAGCGAAAAUUGCAGCAGCAGCUUAUGGAAUCUGCUGCUGAACAGACAACAGCUGAGGCUUCCGCUGCGCCUGAGCCAGCCCAGGAUCCUGUCGAAGAGACACCGGCUGUUGAGCGUACCCCAGCAGAAGAGCCGACCAAGGAACUAGAAGCUGCACCCGAGCCCUCACAAGAUCCUAUUGAAGAGACUCCUGCUGUUGAAGAGACGCCUGCUGUCGAAAGUGUUCCGGCGGAGGAACAACAAAGCAAGGAACUGGAAACCCAUCCUGAAUCUUCUACCGACCCCACUGCGGAAACCCCUGCCAAUCCUGUUAAAGCGGAGUCCAUUCAAGAGGUGUCUGAAGUACCGCAAGAAAAGCCUGAAGUUGAGCAGCUGUCCAUGGAGCCUCCGCCCGGCUUGUCAAAGACUCAGAAGAGGAAGUGGAAGGAAAAUCAGCGAAAGUUGCAGCAGCAGCUUAAUGAAUCUUUUGCUGAGCAGACACCAGCUGAGGCUUCCGCUGCACCUGAGCCAGCCCAGGAUCCUGUCGAAGAGACACCGGCUGUUGAAAGUACUUCGGCAGAAGAAGAACAGACCAAGGAAUUAGAAACUGCACCCCAGCCCUCUCAGGAUCCUAUCGAAGAGACUCCUGCUAUCGAAGAGACUCCUGCUGUCGAUAGUACUCCGGCGGAGGAACAACAGAGCAAGGAAGUAGAACCUCGGCCUGAAUCUUCUGCCGAUCCCACUGCGGAAACCCCUGCCAAUCCCGUUGAAGCGGAGUCCACUCAAGAGGUGCCUGAAGUACCACAAGAUAAGCCAGAGGUCGAGCAGCUGUCGAUGGAGCCCCCACCUGGCUUGUCUAAGUCUCAAAAGAGAAAGUGGAAGGAAAAUCAGCGGAAAUUGCAGGAGCAGAUGAUGAGCUCGGUUCCAGAACAGACAUCAGCCGAGCCUGCCGCUGCGCCUGAGCCAGUCCAGAGUACUAUUGAAGAGACUCCUGCUGUUGAAGAGACUCCUGUUGUUGAAGAGACUCCUGCUGUUGAAGAGACUCCUGCUGUUGAAGAGACUCCUGCUGUCGAAGAGACUCUAGCCGUUGAAGAGACUCCAGCCGUUGAAGAGACUCCAGCCGUUGAAGAGACUCCAGCCGUUGAAGAGACUCCAGCCGUUGAAGAGACUCCUGUUGAAGAGACUCCUGUUGAAGAGACUCCUGCUCUCGAAGAGACUCCUGCUAUUGAAAGUGCUUCGGCAGAGGAACACCAGAGCAAGGAAUUGGAAGUUCAGCCUGAAACUUCCGUGGAAGGCCCUAUAGAGACAUCUGCUCAGCUCGCCGAGGCUGAGUCUAGCCCAGAGGUGUCCGAAGUGGCCCAAGACAAGCCGAAAAUGGAGCAACUGUCUGACGAGCCUCCGCCUGGAUUGUCCAAAACCCAGAAGAGAAAGUGGAAGGAAAAUCAGCGGAAAUUGCAGCAGCAGAGGUUAAGCGAGCAGGCCGAAGCAGAGUCUGCUCCUGCCCCUACCCCUGCCCCUAAGCCCACUCAGGAUAAUAUUGAAGAUACUCCUGCCGUUGAAAAUGUUGUGGCAGACCUGGAGCAGGUUCAAUCGCAAGCUCAGCCUGAGCAAACCCAGGAGCCCGAAUUCUUUGGAGAAGGUACCGUGGAUACUUCUACUCAACCCGCCACUGAAUCCAUUCAAGAGGUUUCUGAGGUGUCACAAGAGAAGCCGGAAAUGGAGCUACUGUCUGACGAGCCUCCGCCUGGAUUGUCCAAAACCCAGAAAAGAAAGUGGAAGGACAAUCAGCGGAAAUUGCAGCAGCAGAUUUUAAGCGAGCAAACACCAGUCGAACCAGCCCCUGAGACUGAGCCUGUUGAAUCGACUAAAGAGAUCGACCUAUCUGCUCCCGCUGAAACCUCAGCUACUGAAAAGAUUGCGACGUCCAAUCCUGAUGUUGCUUCCGCGGAAUCUAGCCAAGAAAAUCAAGCAGAGCCUAUCGAGAAUAAACAGCCCAAGGAAGAGGAAUCAAUUGCGACUUCUAUUGCUCAGACACCCGUCGACAAUCAGGAGGUUGAGACACAAGGGGAAGAUCCUGCGUUGCCGAUAGUGGAGUCUGAACAGCCGAAAUCCGCCGCCGAGAAGAGAAAGGAGAAGAAGAACAAGCGAAAGUCCAAGCAGUUGGAGAGCCAGUCUGCUGAGGCUGAACCUUCUUCCGAGCAGACCACUACCGAGAAGGUGGAAGAGCAAGCAGCAGAAACAGACUCUGUAGCUCCUACUGAAGUCGAUCCUUCUACCGUCGAUGAGCCCACGAUCACACAGGCAGAUUAUGAGCCGAAGUCUGUCGACACACCCGAAGGCGAGGACUUUCAAGAUCCUUUGUCUAAGGAAACACUCUCUUUGAACGAAUCUCCCGAGGACAAUGGCGUUUCCGACCAGCUUGUUGAAGAAGCAGCUGUCAGUGCGGAUCUACCGGCUGACGUCCCUUCUACCGAACAGCCCGUCACAGAAGUUGUUGAGGACGCACCCACUGAGAACGUGGAGGAGACUGACUUGACCUCUGCCGGGUCAAAGAAAAAGAGCAAGAAGAAAAAGAAGAAGGGCCAGUCUACUCCCGCCGAAGAGGAGUCGCAGCCUGACUCACAGCCCGAGCCUCCUAAGGAAGAACAGACUACCGACCUGCUUGUUGCCAGCAAGGAAAGUGAAGAUAUACCCGAAGGCUUUGUACAGUCACAAGAAGCUGCUGAAACGCCCGCAGACGAGGUUUUGGUUAGUUCUGAGGCCGUUGAGACUCCUGAAGCUAUCCAAGUUAGCGAGGGCCUCCCUGAACCGGAAACUACAGAGACUCCAAAAGAGGCAGAGGAUGCAGGUGCCGGGAAUCAAACACUCCAAGGGGCUGAGGCUACCGUGGCCUCCGCAGCUGAAGUCGAAGAGGAAGAUCCUGAAUGGGCAAAUCUGUCUUCCAAGGAGCGAAAAAAGCGGAAGAAGCAGAAGGAAAAGGAAAGAAAGAACAAGGCUAAGUCCUUGGACUUGACCUCUGAGGUGCCUUCUACACCAACCGAGGCCCCUCAAAUUUUGGAUGAUCAGACUGCUACGGCCGAGGGUAGCAAUACUGUUGACCUUGAUGUUGAUGCUUCCAAACCAGAAGGCAUCGACAUUGAGCAACAGGGUGAGAAGAGCGAAACGGCCGAAGCUACUCAAUCCAUUGAGUCCAAGGCGAAUACCACUCCCGAUGUCGCCAGUAAGGAAGCCACGGACCCAGCCCAGCUGGGUGAGCAAGAGCUAACUGCCACCCUAGCCGAGCCCUCAACAGAAGCUGAUGUUUCCAAAGAAACGGAGCGACCUUCUGAGCCUACCACCGAGGCAGAACUCGAUACCGAAAUGACUGCCGAGGAACGUCGCAAAGCGAAGCGGGCGGACAAAAAGAAGAAACGCAAAUCAAAGAAUCUCGGUGCCGAUGACCCAGAUGCCGACAAAGCUGUUACCGCCGAAACAGAUACCACGGAACCCAAUGCAUCCGUGACGGCUUCCUCGCCUGCGGAAGAUGACGGUAAAGAACAUCAGUCCCACGACAUUGGAACGCCCGACGUACCGCCACAAAUUUUGACUUCGACUGAUGACAUCGUAUCUUCGCAGGUAGAGCAGCCGCAGUUAGAGAAUCGUUCUUCAGAUUAUCCUCCCCAACCCGUGCUUGAGCGUUCGAAUGAUUUUGGCGAACCGGAGGGUGUUGAGAAAGGAAUUGACGAGACUGCACCCGUUUUAUUGGAGGAGGUAGCAACAACUACAGGGGAAAAGGAGGUUGGUGAUGAGGAAGUUACGGAAGAGAAGAUUGACGAGCCGGUGGAGAAAGAUGUGGAAAAUGUACUGAUUGGGGAGGAACGGGAAGGAGCAAAGUUUGACAUUGUGGAUUCGAAGGAUGAGCCAUCUGUGUCGGAGAAAGAGACGAACACCGCUGAGGAGUCGACGCGAGAGAUGCCUGAUGAGGCACCUGUCGAGAAUACUGAGAUGACUCCAUCCGUUGGUGCUGAACCAGCACUAACCGAGGAGACGGAAACGUCCAAGAAGCAGAAGAAGAAGGACAAGAAAAAGAAGAAAAAGCAACAAGAGGAGGACAACAUUGAAAAAGAGGCCCCUGCUGAGCAAAAGCCAUCGGCUCCAGAAGACAAGAAGGAGCUAGAAGCUGUGUCUAGGCCCUUUGAGACCGAAACCAAGGAGGUGGCACAACCUGAGUCAAUACUGGCUACUGAUGACCCUGAGGUUGAUCAAGAGCAGCCCGCUAUCGAUGUACCCGAGCCACAGGUAGUCGAUACCAUCGAUCCUCCGAAGGAGAGUGAGGUCCCCGCGGAAGAACUCGAGUUCCAGGCGGAAGAGGAAGCAUUGGAAGAGGAAAUCACUCCUUCUGUCGCUGAUGCUGCAGCCUCCACAACCCAUUUGGACGUGGAAAAUAAGCCAGAGGCAGAAAAUUCUGCUGAGGAUGGAUUGACCGAUGUCCAGCAUCAUCAAGGCGUGGAGGAGACAGGAGAUCUCAGUUCCAUGGCCACCGAGGAGCAACAGCGAGCUGCAAGCGAUGAAAUUGAAUCCGUUGAGCCUUCUACUGAGCCUCCCUCCCAGAAGGAGCCAGCAGAGGAAUCAAAGGAGGCUGCGGCUUCAACAUCGGAAGUGCCAGAAAAGGUGCUCGCUGACACGCCGGCUGCCGAAGAGGUCGUGGACGAGUUCAAAGGAUUGAGUAAGAAGCAGAGAAAAAAGAAGAUGGCAGAGAAGGCUACUGCUGCUGCUGCUGCUGCUGCUGCCACCGUUGGCCUCGAGACCGAAAAUGCAUCUGAACCACAUUCUACUUCUGACAAGGUGUCUACCCAGCCUGUCCUAGAGCCCACCACUGAAACAUCUGAAAUCGCAGAUGUGACAACCAACUCCGAGUUGCAGCCCGAGUCUGCAAGUAUGGAUGUCAGCGAGCCGUCGGUACCGUUCACCGAUGAACCGGCGCAGCUUUCUGAGCCUUCGAAAGAUGUCGAACAGCCAAUAGACACGCCUGAGCAACCCGUUGAAACUUCUGAGCCAUUAGAAAAUCCCGACAGCGUGGCAGAGGAAUCUGCUACGCCCGAGCUCUCAAAAAAGGAAAAAAGAAAGGCUAAGAGGAAGUCAAAGCAGGUUGAGUCUACUAACGAUCUCCCUGACGAGCCAUCGGCCCCAGCUCCUGUGGCCGAGGAGCCCGAGGCUAUUGUCGGUGCUGAGGUGCCUAGCGCAGAAGAACAAACGGAAACUGUUCGAGAGGUCGAGACUGGACUCACAACUGAAGAGCCUGUGGAGAAAGUGCGUGAGAUUGAGCCUGAGCAUGUCGAAACUGUCAUCGCCCCCGAGCAUGAAACGCCUGCAGAGGAAGCUGAGCAGCAGGAGGAGAUUGAAGAAACUGAUGCUUUUGCUCUAAUGGCUCCAUUGGAUGUCUCCCCGGCUGAAGCCGAUCAGCAAGAUUUCUUUAUCCAGCCUACACAGGAACGUGCAGAGACCCUCGACCAGGACGUCGGCCCCGAGCACGAAGUAAAGGCCGACGUCGCGGGGGUCAGGAAUCAAGAAUCAGCUGCCGAGCAGGAGAAGUCUGAAAAUAUUAAAGAGUAUUUUGAAGAUUCACCUCGACAAGCGAAAGAUGAUGUGCUUGAUCAAACCAAAAUGUCGUCGAAGGAGCUCCGGAAGGCCAAGAAAAAGGGUCAUCUGUUGACCGCUCCGCUGGCAGAUGCUGAGGAACUUAUCCCGGAUUUGUCUUCUUCAGAGCCUAAGGACAUAGAUAUUCCGGCACCACAGCUCGUUACAGAAGUCGAGGAAGUGCCUUCGGAGGAAGCACAAACUACGAUAAACCCCGAAUCAACCAGCGAGCAAGAUCUACAGCCCAUCCCAGCAGCGGAAGCCCCAGAGCCUGCACCAAUUCCCUCAGAUUAUGUUACUGAAGAGCCAGACGUCUCGCUCUCGCGGAAAGAUUCUAAGGCUUCAAAGAAAGCAAGGAAGGCCGCCAAAAAGAGCCAAGCCUUGGAAAUGCAAACAUCAGCUAAUGCGACCGAUGAACACGAGUCAGCAUUGCCUCUUGACAAAGCAUUAUCUUCCAACGAGCAGGCUCAACUUGCUCAGACAACGCGCAAGACAAACCAAGAUGAGGAUUGGCCUACGAUUGAGUGGGAGCAGGGCAGAUCUGAAAAUCCCGCGCCACCUCAUGACCAAAGUGCCGAGCGUGAGCCUAUGUCUAUCCUUCCAGCAUCCGAAGCCAUUGAUGAGUAUGAUGAGCAUGCCAUCCCGGCAGCAUUGCGAGAAGCCAAGGAGCUGGAGGCAUCGGAGGAACCACUGAGCAAAAGCGCCAAAAAAAAGGCCAAGAAGAACAAAAAGAAAUCUGAGCAAGAAACCCUGACAGGCCCCGUACAGGAGGAGUCUCUCUGCAAAGAGGCCGAGCUGGCAAAUGAGUCAAUGCCAAAGCCAGCAGAAAUCUCGGCCUCACGCGAGAUUGAAGCUGAGCCUCCCGCGAGAACCCGCACCCCCGGAGGAUCCAGCGUCGCCGACGUUUUCCCUGGAUUACCUCGAGCAGGAUUUCGACUUAAGAAGACAGAUGCGUCGGUAAAAGAUAGUGCUGAGGAUGAGACGACAGAGGAAUUGGAAGCCAAUCGCGAUAUCGCGAUCCCCGUCUCGGAAGCACCCACAUACGCGACCAUUGAAUCCAAAGAGACAACUGAAACCAGCUAUGAGCUGCUACCUAAAGCUAUCAAAGGAAUCGAUCUUGUUUUGGAACAAGAUGUUCCAGCGACGGAGGUUACCAGGGAAGCAUCUACGGAGGAGCCAGACCUUCCAGCCUAUAGUGAACGUUUCUCGGAGGAACUGGCUUCAACACCGACGCUCUCUGCAUCAAAAGAACGAUCUUCUAUGCUCUUCAGCUCGUGCCCGUCUACUCGGACAGAAGAGCCGUCUUCGCCCCGACAUCUCCUGCCAUCCCAAAUGGAGACUGUCGCUGAACCAUGUGGAUUGCGCCGAACUCCCUCCGUUAUUCACGGGCGACAUCAACACACUCCACGCACAUGGAAUUUGGAAGAUCAAUCCAUUCCAGCGAUCGCACCUUCACCACCUCGUUCUCUCUUUGGACCAUUCGACAAUGAUCCUACAUCUCGGCCCCGGACUCCACUAGACACAAUUGCGGAGCAAGACCCAGGGGACGGGCACAGAUCAACCACGGUUCAGCACGGGACGCCCCGUCUGGAGAUUAGGCCAGAACAUGUCUUACGACCUGUUACUCCAGAGCGACCAAUUCCUACUGCACGAAGUGUUUCUCCCGUGCGAAAAUUUACAGACAAUUCGCAUGGGCGGGAAACAUGGCCAACACCAGAAAAUGAAUCUCGACGAAGUCAAGAAGAUUUGGGCAAGAGAUAUGGUAGUGAAUCUCCUCUAAAAACACCUGAGGGGAUGCCGGUGUUGAGACCAUCUGGUAGUAAAGGCAAACUACGUCGAACGAAUAGGAGUACGAGUAGCGAUCUGCGGGCGGCUAGUCGUGCGCUAGACUCCCAGCCUCCCUCAAAUCUCGAUCUCGAUCAGCUUCCUUCCUCUUCUUCCUAUGACCCCGUCACCGACAAGGGCAAGCGUCCUAUGCGCAACAUGUCGGAUGUCUAUGAAGGAUGGGGUGAAACUCCAAGUUCCCCACGGUCGCCCAGCCGACCGCCUAGUGUCCGUCAUCGCCGAAGCAUGCAACACUUACAAGAUCUUGAAACUCGUCUCGAUCAACUAAUUUCGGAGAACCGCUUACUCAUUGCUGCCCGCGAUGAAGCUGAAGACAGAUUGCGUAAUUCCAGUGUCGCUCGCCGGAAGAGUGACCAGGCCCUCUACACCAGUGGUGCCGACUUGCGCGACAGCAAAGCCGAGGUGGAACAACUGAAGAGCUCCGUGGACUGGUUACAAAAGGAGACAGCCCGCCUCACCCAGGAGAAUGAAGGCUUGACAGCGUCUAAUGCCGCCCUCGCUGCCGCCCAUGCUGCCGAGGUGAGCAAUGUGCGGGAAACCUCAACCCGUGAGCUCGAUGUUUUACGGUCGCAACAUGACGAACUAUCAAGGCAAGUGGAUGAGCGCGUACGAGAAGAAAUCGAAUCGGCCCUAGCUCAGAAAGACACCGAAUUGCGGCGCCUGCGCAAAGAGCUCGAAGCCGCCCGCGAUAAGGUCCAGGAGCUACAGAAACAGAUAUCCGCGUCCGUCCAUGACAAUACCCUUGUCUUCCGUGAUGAGGAUUACUUCGACGCCUCUUGCCAGAAGCUCUGUGGCCAUGUUCAGCAGUGGGUGCUACGUUUCUCUAAGCACUCUGACCAUCGUCGCUGUCGUGCUCUAAGCGAACUGCACGACGAAAAGAUUGCUGAUCGCUUCGACAAUGCCCUCCUUGACGGUACUGACGCUGAUUCCUUGCUCUCGGACCGAGUGCGCCGACGCGAUGUGUUCAUGUCGGUCGUGAUGACCAUGGUCUGGGAAUACAUCUUCACCCGAUACCUAUUCGGCAUGGAUCGGGAACAACGCCAGAAACUCAAGUCGUUGGAGAAGCAACUGGGAGAAGUUGGCCCCCGUCGCGCAGUCCACCGCUGGCGCGCCACCACUUUGACCCUGCUGUCCCGGAGACCCGCAUUUGCUGCUCAGCGGGACAGUGACACUGAAGCUGUCGCUUUGGAGAUCUUCGGGACGCUAUCCCGUGUCCUCCCACCUCCGUCUCAAGUAGAAGCGCAGCUCCUUGAUUCUCUGCGCAAGGUACUGCGCGUCGCUGUCAACCUCUCCCUUGAGAUGCGCACUCAGCUGGCUGAGUUCAUCAUGCUGCCGCCGCUCCAGCCUGAAUACGACACUAAUGGGGACCUGGCCCGUCAGGUAUACUUCAAUGCAUCACUUAUGAAUGAGCGCAGUGGUGAAACCAGCUCGAAUGAUGAGCUGGAGACCCAGCAGGCGAUUGUGCGCAUUGUGCUCUUCCCUCUAGUUGUCAAGAAGGGUAACGAUAUUGGCGAGGGUGACGACGAGGUUGUCGUUUGCCCAGCUCAAGUCCUCAUCGCCCGCCCCGGCAAAGACAAGAAGAUCUCUCGAAUGAUGAGUGGUGACCGGAUGUCGCUGGACGCAAAUAAAUCCGUUCAUAGUGUGGCACCUUCCACCUUCACAAUGGACAUGGGCAGUAACCAAUUCUGA